This is a messenger RNA of Gallus gallus (chicken), 834 nucleotides long. RefSeq names its product protein interacting with cyclin A1 (gene PROCA1). Lineage: Eukaryota; Metazoa; Chordata; Aves; Galliformes; Phasianidae. Gene Ontology annotation, biological process: arachidonate secretion; phospholipid metabolic process. Gene Ontology annotation, molecular function: A2-type glycerophospholipase activity. The transcript is spliced from 4 exons. Bases 9 to 773 code for a protein of 254 amino acids. The record is from RefSeq and is a predicted model, not a curated record.
GCGAUGCCAUGUGCGCCUCGCGCUGCCUCUUCCUCUCCCUCCUCCUCCUCCUCCUCCCGCUGUUGGCGGCCCCCAGCCCAGGAGAGGCCCCGUCGGGGCGGCCCCGUGCCCGCCGAGGGCUCACCUAUCCCGGGACGCUGUGGUGCGGCGCCGGGAGCAACGCGGACAGCUACGAGCAGUUGGGGGAGCACCGUGACACCGACCGCUGCUGCCGGGACCAUGACCACUGCCAGCACGUCAUCCACCCCUUCACCUCCCGCUACGGCUACCGCAACCUGCGCUGGCACACCAUCAGCCACUGCGACUGCGACCGCCGGCUGAAGGAGUGCCUGCAGCAGGUGAACGACACGGCGUCGCGCGUGGUGGGGCAGGCGUUCUUCAACGUCAUCCAGGUGCCGUGCUUUGAGUUCGCCUACAAGGAGGAGUGCGUGCAGCCGUACCUCUACGUGUGGUGCAGGGCGUACAACACGGUGGCUGUGGCGGUGCCGAAGGAGCCGGUGCUGUAUGAGUUCGGUGGGGAGCUCAUCGACAGGGCGGCGUGGCCCGGGGGGGAACCCCCGGAUCUCCCAGCUGUGAAAGCGAGGAAAAGGCUGAAGGAGAAGAGGAAGAAGGGGAAGGGUUUGAAGAAGAGCCCUUCUGGAUUUGGGGAGCUGAGCCGCGCUGCAUCCGUCACCCCCACCCCCCCCAGUUCAGGGGGACAGGGCAGCAGGAAGAGGAGGAGGAAGGAGAGGAACAGAAAGAAGAGGCUGAAAAGCAACGCGGAGGCGGUGUGAGCCCCGUGCCCACCCAGUGCGGGUCCUCGUUGUGUUUAUUAAUAAAGUGGGGUAACGAGCA